Pyrenophora tritici-repentis Pt-1C-BFP is the source of this 1097-nucleotide messenger RNA. RefSeq names its product Herpes-BLLF1 multi-domain protein. The record is from RefSeq and is a predicted model, not a curated record. NCBI's taxonomy places the organism in Eukaryota, Fungi, Ascomycota, Dothideomycetes, Pleosporales, Pleosporaceae.
GUUGUUCUACCGAUUUUCAGGAGAUUCGCUCUUCCCUUGGUCGAUUGCUUGACUUGAUUCUGUUCCGCAGGUCGUACGUUCUUUCCCAUAUUCUUUUCUACGUCACUCAAUCUGCACUAUGUUGCAAUCUACUAUCUUCAUCACCCUGCUUGCAGGCAGUGUCGUCGCGGCUCCGCUUGCAGAAGGCAGCGUGAAGACCACCAGCUCGUGUACUUCCCUUACUGCAUCUCCCACCCCGAUCGACGAGGGAUAUGGCCCUACGCAGGUAGCUUCGCAACCAGUUCACUCUGCGCCGACCAUUGCUAGCAUGACACCUUCGGUUACUAUUGCUCCUCCGGUCCCUUCAGCUCCGAUUCCAGCCGACGAUGACCAGCCCGCAAUUUUUGUGUCGUACACCUUCUCGUGGUCCAGCGACUGGGACGCAAAGACGUUUACGGAGCGUUAUUUCCCCAGCACUCUCCCAACACCCUCAUCUCUCAUGCCAGUUACUACACCCGCCAUCAUGCCGACUGGAGCCCCAGAAGUGCCAACCACUCCUCUUCCCAUCGAAACAACUUGCACUGAGGAGGAGGCUCAAAAGACCCGUACACCACUCGAUACCACCACCUCCUCGGCCUCCCCAUCCACCAUGCCCACGGAUGCAGACUCUACUUUCUCCUCUCCAAGCCCCACCGGAAACUCUACGCGCCCCACAGCUCCUCUCCGCCCGAGCAGCACCGGCAGCCCAGAUGAACACAAGGGUGACGGCUAUGGCUAUGGCCGUCCUCGUCCUUCCGACAAGUGGCCAUUCAAACACCAACCUUCUGGAGGAUUGCACCACCCUACCGGGGGAUUGUACCACCCCAAGCAGCCCUCUCCUUCCAGCACUACUUGCACGGGGGAGGCAAAGGCAAGCAGCACCAUGCAGACCAGUGUCAGACCUACUCUCACCGCUGGUGGGUACUAGGGAUACCCUGCGACACCCUGUGACAAGGGUAUUCGCUAUUUCCAUGUAAUAUUAAUAUCAGCCUUAUAUUCAACACGGUGUGUGUGUGGCUAUUUUCGGUACACAUUAUUCUGCUAGUUGUCGUAACGCGAUAAGAUACAAGCGAUCAUAU